Aspergillus clavatus NRRL 1 is the source of this 2277-nucleotide messenger RNA. RefSeq names its product putative cell cycle inhibitor Nif1. The coding region runs from base 1 to 2277 and encodes 758 amino acids. Gene Ontology annotation, molecular function: protein binding. The transcript is spliced from 2 exons. NCBI's taxonomy places the organism in Eukaryota, Fungi, Ascomycota, Eurotiomycetes, Eurotiales, Aspergillaceae. The record is from RefSeq and is a predicted model, not a curated record.
AUGGCCUCCCGGCCGCAACAUGUUGAUUACCGCUCCGCCUCACACGAUAACCUGCGGAGCGGGGCCCCUUCGCCGCGCAUCGAACACUUUGACGGCGAGAUCCCUCCCGCGCUGUCCCCUCUCGAUGCCUUUGCCGCCCAGGGUCGCCUCUUGGCCAGGCAGCUGGAAGAAUCCGCCCGGGGAGAGAGGCGCAUGAGCAGAUUGCCUCCUGCGAGUGUUGCACGGUCCUUGUCGCAGCCCCGACCAGGCUACUUUCGCUCUCCUUCAUCCAGCGAUUCAUACCAGUCUCAAUAUGGGAGAGGAGGCGGUGGUGGACUUGCACGGCGUCCGACGCAGAGGAACAACCCCGAAGUUGAGGAACCAAAAUUUCGUCCAAACUCUGAGCACCCUCGCAUUAGUGCGAUCUCAUUUCUCGCGAGCGAAGAUGGUGACCAGCAGGAUGAUGAAGAGACGACUUCGACGGACGAUCUAACCCCGAUUCCCGUAGAAGCAGGCCUGUUCGAAUUUCCCCGCACGGAGUCGCCAGAACAAGAUACCUCUCUGAGCACUGUCACAGAGCCGGCCCCUCGAUUCUAUGCUGCCAGCCCUCCGAGCCCUGUAUCUUCUCUUGGGGUUGCUAUCGCUGCGCCAUCUCGCAACUCGCCAACCGAUUCCGCUUCACGGCUCAAUGUCCCCCGUGGCCUGGCACCACCUCCUUCCCCACUGUCGAGACCUUCCACCGGUCCCAGGACCGCACAGCCGGAGAGUUCUGAUGACGAUUACAGCAGCUCCAAUGCUGGUUCGACCUUUUCACAUCCUCGGAAAUUUUCCGCCAGCAGUGCCAUGUCGUUACCAUACUCGCCCAUGUCAUCGCAUCCCCGUUCGCAUCCACGAUCUCCAUCGCUGAGCUCAGAAACAUCCAAUACCAGCUAUCUGCCGCGUCCGUCGUUCAAUUUCUCGCGACCGUUGAGCAGGUCUAGCACGAGUCUGUCUGCUCCUGUCACAAUGGGUGCUUCCGAAUCGACGCCUGCCAGCCAAUCGAACGUGAUGCAUAGGGGAAACAAGCCUGCUCCCAUCACUGUGCCUUCACGCCUGGAUCUUGCCAAUUGUUCGAAUGAGGAACCGUCUUCCGCUCUGUCAUAUGUUUACACAAAGUACUCGCUGCCUCGCGGACGCAAGGUCUGCAGGGACUCUGUUGUACUUUCUGAACCUCAUACUCCGAGCUUUGAAUGGGUAGAACCGCUAUCUGAGAGUUCGCCUCCCGCGGAUACAGGAGCACCGAUCAGAGCUACGCGGACACCAUCCCCUCCGCCCUCACGCCACGAAUCUGUGUAUUCGGAGUCUGUGCAUGCGCAAAAGGCGCGUUCGAUGUAUGACAUUCCGGCGACAUCGGGGUCACAGACCUCGGCCUCCGAGGCCCCCAUGCCCUCUGAGCAACAUGCACCCGCGCCCGACUCUGAGCCGUCUGAGCCGUCUGAGCCGUCUGAGCCACCAUCCGAUACACCUGCACCAGAACCGACAGUCUCUAUCAAUGACGACAAAGAGGAUACCACUUCUUCAGCGGACUCUGCAUCCACGAUCCGGCCGCAGAUCACCAGAGCAGCAACGAUUUCUGGUGUGCUUAGUGCCGACGAGCAUGUGGCCAAGGGUAUCGAAUGCCAUGAAAAGGGAUCCUUGAACGAGUCCACCUACCAUCUGCGUAUUGCUGCCAAACAGAACCACCCGACUGGAAUGCUUCUUUAUGCUUUGGCAUGCCGCCACGGCUGGGGGAUGCGGCCGAACCAGCGGGAGGGAGUUCAAUGGCUUCGCAGAGCUGUUGAUUGCGUGGGCUUGGAGCUGAUGGACGACUCGAGCGGCUCUGUGACAAUGCGAGCUAGGGAGAUGCAGAAAGCCUAUCGUGCGCAGUUUGCCCUUAGUAUUUAUGAGCUUGGGGUCAGCCAUCUCAACGGAUGGGGAAUUGAGCAGGACAAGGCUUUAGCCUUGCGCUGCUUCGAGAUUGCCGGCCAGUGGGGAGAUGCCGAUGCGUUGACUGAGGCUGGAUUCUGCUACGUGGAGGGGAUUGGCUGCAAAAAAGAUAUGAAGAAGGCGGCCAAGUUCUAUCGCCAGGCCGAAGCGAAGGGGAUCAAUAUGGUUGGAAACAGCUGGAUUUACAAGGACAAGUAUAAGUCUGACGAUGAAUCCACCCCUCAUUCGCGUGGCCGGGGGCGACAUGGCGGCACUCCUGAAAAGAACGCCCAUACGAAGUCCCGAGCUCGCAGUCUUUUCCAUCGCAAGAAGUCUUUGGCAGCCGAAGUUUGA